This is a messenger RNA of Spirodela intermedia, 90 nucleotides long. The record is from the annotation of a GenBank genome assembly. Lineage: Eukaryota; Viridiplantae; Streptophyta; Magnoliopsida; Alismatales; Araceae.
AUGGAGAUGGGUCCGAUCCCUCUGUCGGGAUCAUUACUUCAGCCCCAGCAACCGGAGGACGAGGUUGAGAUAAUCGUAGUUAUAUGCUGA